Messenger RNA from Pseudophryne corroboree (corroboree frog), 2888 nucleotides. It is a transcript of the gene GRB2, whose product is annotated as growth factor receptor bound protein 2. Gene Ontology annotation, molecular function: epidermal growth factor receptor binding; phosphotyrosine residue binding. The transcript has 6 exons. The record is from RefSeq and is a predicted model, not a curated record. The coding region runs from base 267 to 956 and encodes 229 amino acids. Gene Ontology annotation, biological process: regulation of MAPK cascade; signal transduction. Gene Ontology annotation, cellular component: COP9 signalosome; cytoplasm; plasma membrane. Lineage: Eukaryota; Metazoa; Chordata; Amphibia; Anura; Myobatrachidae.
CGCCCGCGGGAUCUGACGUUGUCCCGGAAGUCUCGCGGGAGGAUCUGCCCCGGGGCGGAGCGGAAGCGGCCAGCAGGAGAGAGAGGAGAGGUAGCUCCGCGGAAAACGGCCGCGAGUGAGUUUCCCUCAGAUUAGUGACGUGUGGGGUGGCAGGAGAGUUGGGACAUCGGUGCUGCGCCAGGUGGCAUUGAAAAGACUAAAGCAGCAGAGGAGGGGUCAAUCCCCCGUGUAGAAAACCCCCUCAGGAAAGGGACGCUGCGGUAGCCAUGGAAGCCAUAGCAAAAUAUGACUUUAAAGCCACAGCCGACGACGAGCUUAGCUUCAAACGAGGUGAUAUUUUAAAGGUCUUGAAUGAAGAAUGCGACCAGAACUGGUAUAAAGCUGAGCUUAAUGGAAAAGAUGGAUUUAUUCCUAAAAACUACAUAGAAAUGAAGCCACAUCCGUGGUUUUUUGGCAAAAUCCCACGUGCUAAAGCAGAGGAGAUGCUUGGGAAGCAGAGACAUGAUGGGGCCUUCUUGAUCCGUGAGAGUGAAAGCGCUCCUGGGGACUUUUCUCUAUCAGUGAAGUUUGGCAAUGAUGUACAGCAUUUCAAGGUUCUGCGAGACGGGGCAGGGAAAUAUUUCUUGUGGGUGGUAAAGUUUAACUCUCUGAAUGAGCUGGUGGAUUACCAUCGGUCCACGUCUGUGUCUCGGAACCAGCAGAUCUUCUUACGUGACAUCGAGCAGGUGCCACAGGUACACGGGGGAGACAGAGCCACAAAUUUACCACAGCAACCUACCUAUGUUCAGGCACUGUUUGACUUUGACCCCCAGGAAGAUGGGGAGCUUGGAUUCAGACGAGGAGAAUUUAUCCAGGUGGUGGAUAACUCAGACCCUAACUGGUGGAAAGGGUCAUGUCAUAGCCAGACCGGCAUGUUUCCACGCAACUAUGUGACACCUGUCAACCGCAACGCGUAACUAGAGACUGCACAGGACCGGAAGCCAAGGAGGAGCACAGGCAGAUUUACCUGGGAGGGAGUGCGGGCUGAUUAGGAGGUCAUUGGGAGCCUAUAGACUAACUUUGGGGUGAAUGGACAAACGGACAGACUAAACAGAAGAGCAUGGACAGACUACUGACAGACCACAUAACAGUCCACUAAUUCAAGGGAGCACUCUAAUCUCAAUGAUUUCACCAGGUAUUGUCAGGUGACAGAAUAUCGGGAGGAAGAAAAGACUUGAAUGGGAGGGAAUUUGUCAUGGACUGACUGGUAGAAAUAUGGCAGAUGUGAUUUAGCGAGAUGGAUUUCUAAGAGAUCGGAAAUAGAUGUAGACACAGGCCUAAACAAAUAAAUACACAAUUGCCCCUGACGUGUUGGCCAUACCAGUUAUCUGUCUUUUUGCUGUAUGCAGUUGCUUCUCAACGUCUUCUUGAAGUGGGACUGGCCCCUUGGCUCCAUGUGGGACUUUUUUGGGGGGUGGGGAGGGCAGCGGGAUUCAUGAUCUGGUAGGCUCUAUGGGAGGGUUGGGGAACUUACAGAUAUUUGAUUUAGAAUGCCAAAACUUACCUUUAAAUUAAAAAGAGACUUUUUUUUUUUUUUUUAAAUUAACAAAUUCCAUUUACUGCUGCUGUUCCUUCCCUAUUUCGUUUCUUUUUACAUCUUUCCUCUUUAUCAUGCAUGUGUGUUUGCAACGCACUCAAUACAACACGCACCUGUAAAAUAAAAUGUACAAAAAUCCAGCCAUUUUCUUUCUAUGCAAAUCUUGGGCUCCUGAUGUCUUUGCAAGGAACAAAGAAGAAAGCCCUCAGCCUGCAGGUUAAUCCAGGUGGGUCCACUACUAGGACACACAGGGCUUUGUGUGGGGGUGGCACUUUUGUAUCUAUUCAGCUAGCCUACAUAAAACAGCCUUUUCCUAUGUUUCCUAACAUAAGUCUACAUGGCUUCAACAGAUAUAGGCAGAAUGCUCCUGUGCUUUGCGGGGAAGGGCUUACAACAUAAGGCUUUGUAUGGAUUGAUCACACACGUCAAGCCUGUGGUUGAUAAGGGCUUGUGCUGUACUGGUAUGCAGAUUACACUAAGAACUCUGAUAAGGAGAAAGGCUACACUUACGACAUAAGCAUUAAUAUUACUCGUUUGAGUAGACUUUCUCCUUCAUUUGUCAUCCUUAUACUUUAAGUAAUGAAACCAGUGGGAACUCUUCUGAAGGACAGUUGUUCUGAGCCACUGUUAAGUAAAGUGUCAAACAGGAGAAGGAUUCUGACCUGUAUGUAGCAUACACACAAUUUACAGACUAUCCAAGUUUUAAUAUGUCACAUGCAAAACAAAGCUCCAUGUGUUAACAAUUAAAGUAAUUCCAAUGAGAGAGCAAGGUUUGCUACGCUCUGCUUGUCAUAUUCAUCUUUACACUAUCAUUAUUGCAGUUACAAUAUGUACUGGUCCAUCUUAACACUCAGAGAGGGAUUACGAAUACAAAGUCUGAUCCGCUGGUAUUGGCGAUAACAUAAGAGGAUAGCAACAUUUAAGAGGAUUUUUUUUAAAAGAACAUCUUUUUUUCCCCCCUAAAGUAUUAAAGGGUUGGUUGGCCCCAUUGUAACAUAAACCCUACAAUGCAGAGGCCAUUGCUCUUUCUUUCCUUUCCUCUUGACCGUCUGUCUUGGUCAAUCGUUGUUUGCUGCCUUCAGGUCUAUGUGAAUGGGGCUAGGAACACUCUGGGACCAUAUGAUUGUGUAUUUGGGAAUUUGUGUAUAUCCUGCAUCCUUGCAGAUGAAUAAUGUGUGUGUAUAUAUAUAAAUAUAUAAAAUCAAAUCAGUGUUUAAAUAAUUAAGAACAGCUUCUGUAUUUAAUCCUCCAAAUGCAUAACUUGGUAGAUAGUUAUUAACUGUGAAUAAUAAUAAAAUUCAUGUGUAUUCUU